This is a messenger RNA of Drosophila ananassae, 10725 nucleotides long. RefSeq names its product GAS2-like protein pickled eggs (gene pigs). Gene Ontology annotation, molecular function: actin filament binding; microtubule binding; cytoskeletal adaptor activity. The transcript has 4 exons. Gene Ontology annotation, cellular component: cytoplasm; actin filament; stress fiber. The coding region runs from base 393 to 10658 and encodes 3421 amino acids. Gene Ontology annotation, biological process: protein localization to microtubule plus-end; microtubule bundle formation; regulation of microtubule polymerization or depolymerization. Lineage: Eukaryota; Metazoa; Arthropoda; Insecta; Diptera; Drosophilidae. The record is from RefSeq and is a predicted model, not a curated record.
AGCGAAGAGUAUCUGGAGGCCAUGAAGGAGGACUUGGCCGAAUGGCUGAGCACCCUAUACCCCGAACUGAGUAUUAAUGCUGAGAACUUUAUGGAUCGACUCGACACUGGCGUGGCUCUGUGCAAGAUAGAAAUAUUAAUAAUGAAAAGGCAUAUCUGGCAUCUGGAGAGAGGGGAAAUUCUGAUACAAGUGUGCUGUGGCAAAUUACUGUCAUUCGAAUUUCGAACCCCGGGACGAACGCUCCCCAAACCCUUCAGUCUGACUCAGAAUCUGAUACGACUAGCAUCUCUAUCUCUAUAUCCCAGUGUGAUAAGCGAGUGUGAUUUAAAGCGUUGAAUAAUAAUUUUGAGCUGAGCUAAAAAAAAAAGUCUUUUUCGAAAAGUUGUACAAAAAUGGAUGAUUUCCAAUUCGAAGAGUCGCCGCGUUUUUUGAAUAUCUUGCAAUCGGGAACGGGUAAAAAUGCCUGUGCGGUAUCUCGGCGCGAGAUAUUAGAGUGGGUUAACGAUUGGUUCGACAAGGACUACCGACGCCUUGAAGAGCUAAAAACUGGCGUCGAGUACUGUUGCCUUCUGAACGAACUGAUCCCUCAGUCAGUCCCCAUCGGGAAGAUCAGAAUGGACACCUUGUCGGACUACGAUUGCACGGAAAACUGGAACUUGAUCUACACUUGCCUGAACACCCAUGGAGUGGCCAAGGAGCUGGCCAUCGAUCGGCUUGCCAGUGGCGGUUCUAGGGAGUCCCUCGACUUCGCCCAGUGGUUCAAGACCUUCUUUGACCGCAACACCGAAUACAUACUGCAUAAGGCCACUCAAACAUUGGACCAGCCGACAACAACGACAAAGAAGAUCGGCGAGGGCAGGGAGAGUCUGUACCUGGUGGAGCCGGUGAUUCGCAGUGCCACCCAACCGAACAUGCGCUAUGGGAAGGGGGAGGACGCCAAGGCCGGAGGUCCUUCGAAACAGACUCGCAAUGCCAAUGCCAAUGCCAGACGUAUGCAUUCGGUGAGUCCUGCCAAGGCGCCGCCACAGAAGAGCCCUGCGAAGGAUGCCCCAGUUGAUCCCAAGAAGCGGCUGAGAUUUGCUGGGAAGAGCGAGGAUGUGGUGGAGGAAGUUCCUCAAAAGAAGACUCAAAUCGUGAAGAGAAUGCUGCGCGAGGCUCAGAGGAAGUUGGAGCUUGAACGAAGUGCCGCAGAGGAUGUGGAGGUAGAAGAGGAGGUGGUUGAAGUUCCUCCAAAGGUCACUCCAAUCCUGAAGAAGCGGCUGCGACCUGCUGAGAAAAAGGCGGUGCGAGUGCAGAGUCCCAGCGAGGAUGUGGAGGUAGAAGAGGAAGUGGUUGAAGUUCUUCCAAAAAAGAUUCUGAAGAAGCGGCUGCGAGGUGCUCAGAAAAAGUUGGUGUUUGAGCGAAGUCCGAGCCAGGAUGUGGAGGAAGAGGAAGUCGUGGUCCAAGUUCCUCAGAAAAAGACUCAAAUCCAGAAGCGACGGCUGCGAGACGCUCAAAAGAAGCCAGUGCCUGAGCGAAGUCCCAGCGAGGAUGUGGAGGUGGAGGAGGAAGUGGUCGAGGUUCCUCAAACCCCGAAGAAACGUGUGCGAGAUGCUAAGAAGAAAGCAGUGCCUGAUCGAAGGCCUAGCGAGGAUGUGGAGGUAGAAGAGGAAGUCCAGGCUAAAGUUUCUCCAAAAAAGCGAAUCGUCCGAAAACGCAUGCAAAUGCCAACACCAGGCGAGGAUUUGGAGGUGGAAGGAGACCUCAAUGCUACUCCAAGAAAGACUCGAAUCGUUAGGAAACGUGUGCGAGUUCAUUCGCUAAGCCCUGAUGUACCAAAUCAGAACGUUUCUGCCGAGACUCCGAGAAAGACAUUACCAAGAGGGAAGGAGCAGGUGGAAGAGGACAUCGAGGUUUCUCCAAAGGGUCGCGUCCAAAACAAGCGCAUGAGAGUUCAUUCCCUAAGUCCAGAUUACUCUCAGAAACAAUGUGGUCCUGCUGAGAAAGAGGCUGCACAAGUGGAAGAGGUUAAGGUUGCAGCUCCACCAAAAAAGUCUCGCAUUCCGCAAAAGACCCAAAGAAGGGUGCACUCCCUGAGCCCCAUAAGAUCACACGAAGAUGUGGGGAAGAAGACAUUGCCUGUGCCACGUCCAAGAGUGGCUUUAGAAAUGGAGGAGAACGUCAAGGUGGAAGUCCCCGACAAGAAGUUAAGGGUACAUUCCUUAAGUCCGAUUAGGACCAAACAGAUCGAAGCUUCUCCAGAAAGGACACUGCCUGUGGAUGUCCAAGACGUCAAGGUUAGGCUUCCUCCGAAGAAGACUCGCAUCCCCAGAAGGCGACCAAAUCCAUCAACGAGUCCCACUAGGGUUUCGCAACAAAAUACAUUGGAUGAUGUCGUGGUUGGUCCCACGAAGAAGAGUCCCACUCCUGUUCCCCAAUACACAAAAGAACCAUUGCCCGAGCCAAGUCCUUAUGAUGACGGCUUCGAGGUUAUAUUUCCUCCAAGACACCUUCGCAAAUCCAUGAAGUAUCUACCCCAUUCCGACUCUUCGAACUCUUCGAACUCUUCGAGCUCAACCAUUGCUCCUCCAUGCACUAGGAAGUAUGAAGAGAUGGAAGACACGGCUUCAACAGGGACACUCCGUAAUUCUGAUUAUGAAGAGAUGACUCCAUUCGAUAUCCACGGUUCUAUUCGAGAAAGCAAUCGCCGUUUUUCAUGUCCAUGUGGAGCCGAGAAUAAUUAUAACCGUAAGCGAUAUGAUCCUUUUUCAAUCCGAAUAUCCACUUACUAUAUCCACGCAGUCUGUUACGAGUCGGGCAACGACAGUGUCGAGUACAACAAUGUCAACUUCGAUAGGGAACCGGAUGAGUGCACUUGGGGGGCAGCACUUUUCCCAUGGGGCAGCUCCCAUAUGCAUCUUGAACGGAGGCCCAGUGAUGUCACUACUCUCAGUGGUUUGAGUGCGAAUCCGAGGCUGGAAUACCAGAGAUAUCUAAAAAUAUCCCGUACCACGUGGCAACAGAAUCAUUUUAGGAAGCAAUACUACGAAAAGAGAAGUCAAUCUUCAAGAUCAAAGUACCUAGGACUGCGUCCUCUUAGCAGGUUUGCUGGGGAUCUUCUGGAAUGGACCAUAGACGACGAAAAAAAUGACCCUUUCGAUACUUCUCAUUUCGGUAAGUAUAGCUACAAAAGCAAAAGUCUACUGAACCCCUCCACAGACCCUAACGAACCACACCCAGAUGAAGAGUUUCGAGUUUCCACUCAGCCCCAGGAAACAGAUUUUGGCAUCUAUGCCAGAAAGUUAAUAGCUGCCCUCAAGGGCUCCAUCUUCGCAGAGCUGCGAACUGCCCUCUACAACAGCGAGAUAAUCCCCUAUCUAGAGUACUCCUUCGUUUGUAUUGAAACCAAUCGGAGAGCCGGCAAACCAAGCCGCGAAGCUCUGGUUAUCAAGGAUAUUACUGAAAAACCAAUUACUGAAAAUGCUCAGGAGUCCGAUGCACUUAAAAAUGAAGAAAAGGACUUGAUGUGGAAAGAUGAUGCCUGGAUUGAAACUGAAACUGGAGAUUCUGAUUCGGCCCCCGGGGACUCUGAGGAGCAUGAGCCAACACCCAGACAGGAUGCUAAAGCAGGGGGCUCGGACACCCUGGAAUACGACACCCAUUAUUCAGAAAUCCUAGAAACCGAGUCCGAUUCGGCCGAGCCAGAAUCUGCGGAAUCAGAAGAGGGCGAACUUGUGGAAACCCAGGAGGAGUUUGAAGAGGAGAUUGAAGAAGAGAUUGACGAAGAGAUUGACGAAGAGAUUGACGAAGAGAUUGACGAAGAGAUUGAAGAAGAGGUUGAAGAAGAGAUUGAAGAAGAGAUUGAAGAAGAGAUUGAAGAAGAGAUUGAAGAAGAGAUUGAAGAAGAGGUCGAAGAAGAGGUCGAAGAAGAGGUCGAAGAAGAGAUCGAAGAAGAGUAUGAGGAGGAGUCUGUUUCCACCGAGGUAGAUGUCUGGGGGGAUGAUUCCCACAAGACUAUAGUUCGGGCUGCAGUUGAAGAGUCUAUUGCAUCCCAAUCAAUUGUGUCCAUCGAUCCUUCCGAGCCAGAGCCAGAACCUUCCCCCCGUGUCCGUGCUCUUCCUCCAAAGAAGGUUACAAAAGCCCCUUGGCGGAGAAAGAAGCCCCCUCCGAAGACCGUGAAGCCGGCCGAUCUUUCCUCCCAAGAGGACCUGCUCCAACCGCCGGCGGGUGUAGUGUUCUCUUCCCUGGAAGAGGAAUUGCAGUAUAUGGUGGGUAAAAAGGUCCUGGUGAGGUUCAGCAGUCCAGAGUCAUCAAGAGCGGGCGGAAAACCCGACAACCUGAAUGAUUUUGAAGAGGUCUCAUCAAAAGGUAGUUCCAUUUCGAUAGGUAAGCUGUCGCAAACAAAGUUGAAGACUUUCGAGAUAACGGAGGAUGCAGUACUGGGUGAUUUCCUGGAUUCCCACUUGCCGGACAUCUCCCCCAGUCUGUGCGUGUGGCAGAGCGCGAUGGGUGCUGAUGGGAAAUACAGUUGGGGAGUGGGUGCCCGGACUGGACCGCCUAGGGUGUUGGUGCGGAACAGUAGUCCGGAGUCACAAGGAGAGGCACCGCGCAUGCCGCGCCGCGAACUGGCCGAUCCGACUCCAGAAAAGCAAGCAGAAGUCGAGGAAGUCAAGCAAGAAGAGAAAAUUCAAGAAGAGGAUGCCCCCAAUGUGCCCCCAACAGAAUCGCGAGAAACCCCCAAGAAAACUGUGCCCAUUAACGCUCCUCAGUCCUUACCCGAGUCCUCAGUCCUCACCCCAUCUGACAUGGACCUCAUAGACCGCAUCUUGAAUCUUCGGAAGGACAAUCCGUGUCUGGUUCUGACGCCGGAUGGCAGAUUGACUGUGGAGAAGAACCCGACCCCGUCGAGAAAGGAGGAAGAACUUGACCCUCUGUCGCCCGCGUAUCUGGAGCUGAAAAUGGACCUAGCCCUGCCGGACGAGAGUGCGUUCACCUCCCGAGCCGAUUACCUGGAGGCCCUGGAGAAGUUCAAUUUCGCCCAAUCCAAGCCUCGUGUUGCACUCCGAGUUCCAGCCUGUGUGAAGACGGCGGUUCUUAAUCAGAACAAGGGUGAUGCCGUUUCGAAGCUGCAAAGGAGUACUACGGAGACAUUGUCAUUCGAUGGAACUGACACGAAAGAAGACAUCAGACCCGAUAGUCAGCACCAGUUCUUCCACGAAACAUGCGACAAGUGCGGCUGCCGACCGGAGUAUCGCAGGAAACAAACUAAUCGGAAGGUCUUCUUCACCCCUCGCCGUGAGGAAAGGAUCUACGAAGAUUCUUCCGAUGCAGAGCACGAGGAACCGAUCGGUGAUGGGAAGUACAAGAAGCGCGCUGCGACGCCACCAAGGAGACGCGCCGAUAAGAAAGCUUCCUCGAUUUCAGAUGAGGCGCAGGACAAAGGGACCGAAAACCAGAACCUCACCGCCACCAAUAUUGUCUUCAUAAACAGUCCACCGCAGAAGAAAGAUCUGAAUAUCGGAAACAUCCUUAAGAACCUCCCACUGCCGGACAUAAAAAAGCGUAAAAAGACUAAGAGCGAAAGUGAAGAAACUGACGAGUCUUCUGAGCCCAAACGACCCAAGACCAAAAAGAAAGCGACAAAGGGGAAGAAAGAACAUCGUCGAAUCCAAAUUGAAGAAAGCGAAGAGGACUUCAGUGAAGAGGCUGCUCAGCCCAAGCGAUCAAAGACCAAGAGGAACCUCCCCAAGAAGAAAGAACGUCGCUCUAAGCAUUAUGAGGAAAGCGAUGAUAGCGAAGAGUCUUCUGAGCCCAAGAGAGCCAAAACCAAGAAGGUCCCGAAGAAGGGGAAGAAAGAGCAUCGCCGUAAGUCUCGUGAAGAAAGCAACGAAGAAGAGGAAAGCGAAGAGUCUUCUGAGCCCAAAAGAGUCAAGACCAAAAAGAACGUCCCAAAGAAGAAAGAACAUCGCCGUAAGCCUCGUGAAGAAAGCAACGAAGAAGAGGAAAGUGACGAGUCUUCUGAGCCCAAACGUGCCAAGACCAAGAAGAAUGCACCAAAGAAGGAGAAAAGAGCGUCGAGUUGUCGCCAUCAAGCCUGCAGAUGCGGUCGCACUCUGAAAUGUCGUCGGAAACCCAUAGCUCUUCCUUACAAACCGAUAAGUCAUAAUAAGAGUGAGCCUGAAUGCUCGGGAUCGGAAAGAACCCAUUCUCCGAAAAUACCAAAACAGAGCGAACGGCCUCCAAGCCAGGAAUGUCCUAGCCCUACCUAUUUGGAAUCUAAUGAGAGAAAUGUAGUGGAACCCUUAGUGGAACCUGUAGUGGAACCUGUAGUGGAACCUGUAGAGGAACCUAUAGAGAAUCCCGUAGUGGAACCUGUAGUGGAACCCGUAGUGGAACCCGUAGUGGAACCUGUAAUGGAACCUGUAAUGGAACCUGUUGUGGAACCUAUAGUGGAACCUGUAGUGGAGCCUGUAGUGGAACCCUUGGUAAAACCCGUGGUGGAACUAGUAGUGGAGCCCGUAUUGAAACCCGUAUUGAAACCCGUAUUGAAACCCGUAUUGGAACCCGUAUUGAAACCCGUAGUGGAACCCGUAUUGAAACCCGUAUUGAAACCUGUAUUGGAACCUGUAGUGGAACCUGUAGUGGAACCUGUAGUGGAACCCGUAGUGGAACCCGUAGUGGAACCCGUAGUGGAACCCGUAGUGGAACCCGUAGUGGAACCCGUAGUGGAACCCGUAGUGGAGCCCGUAGUGGAGCCCGUAGUGGAGCCCGUAGUGGAGCCCGUAUUGAAACCCGUAUUGAAACCCGUAUUGGAACCCGUAGUGAAACCUGUAUUGAAGCCAGUAUUGAAGCCUGUAUUGAAACCUGUAGUGGAACCUGUAGUGGAACCUGUAGUGGAACCCUUGGUGGAACCCUUGGUGGAACCCUUGGUGGAACCCGUGGUGGAACCCGUGGUGGAACCCGUGGUGGAACUAGUAGUGGAGCCCGUAGUGGAGCCCGUAUUGAAACCCGUAUUGAAACCCGUAUUGAAACCCGUAUUGAAACCCGUAUUGAAACCCGUAUUGAAACCCGUAUUGAAACCCGUAUUGAAACCCGUAGUGGAACCCGUAGUGGAACCCGUAGUGGAACCCGUAGUGGAACCCGUAGUGGAACCCGUAGUGGAACCCGUAGUGGAACCCGUAGUGGAACCCGUAGUGGAGCCCGUAGUGGAGCCCGUAGUGGAGCCCGUAUUGAAACCCGUAUUGAAACCCGUAUUGAAACCCGUAUUGAAACCCGUAUUGAAACCCGUAUUGAAACCCGUAGUGGAACCCGUAGUGGAGCCCGUAGUGGGGCCCGUAUUGAAACCCGUAUUGAAACCCGUAUUGAAACCCGUAUUGAAACCCGUAUUGAAACCCGUAUUGAAACCCGUAGUGGAACCCGUAGUGGAAUCCGUAGUGGAACCCAUAGUGGAACCCAUAGUGGAACCCAUAGUGGAACCCAUAGUGGAACCCAUAGUGGAACCCAUAGUGGAACCCAUAGUGGAACCUGUAGUGGAACCUGUAGUGGAACCUGUAGUGGAACCCGUAGUGGAACCCGUAGUGGAACCCGUAGUGGAACCCGUAGUGGAACCCGUAGUGGAACCCGUAGUGGAACCCGUAGUGGAACCCGUAGUGGAACCCGUAGUGGAACCCGUAGUGGAACCCGUAGUGGAACCCGUAGUGGAACCCGUAGUGGAACCCGUAGUGGAUGUGUGUGAUUCUCCGCCCUAUAAAUGUGACGAUGAUCAUCGCAAGGAUAGUCCCUGUCGUAUCCUGUCGCCGGUAGGUAGUGUAACUGUGGAAAAGGACCCCCCCAAAUUAGAACCUGAGGAGAGUGAUGAGGAAGUCCCUUUGCUCAAAAAGGAAUCCUCUAUAAAAUGUCGCAGUGCCCCAGACAAAGACUUCACUCCUCUGCUAACUGACGACGAAGUCCGUAGUUUUCGAAGCUAUAAUCUACGCAAGAGGUUAAAAAUUACAUCGCCAUAUCUCUCCGAUGUGAAGGAAUGUACAGAGCCUUCCAGCAGUGCCACCACCCUUUUGUUUAAAAAGCGGACACCUCAGAAAGGACCUGAAUAUACCAAGCCAAUAGCUCACAAGGAACCUCUAGAUACCAAGCCAAUACUUCGUAAAGAACCUCAAGGUACCAAGCUAAUACCUCAGAAAGCACCUCGAGAUACAAAGCCUACACCUCCAAAAGAACCUCAAGAUACCAAGCUAAUACCUCAGAAAGGACCUCAAGAUACAAAGCCAACACCGCCGAAAGGACCUCAAGAUACGAAGCCAACACCUCAGAAAGGACCUAAAGAUACCAAAAUUAGGAAGUACAAAUCUCGUUUAUUGCAAUGGGCACAGGAAAGUGUGGAACCCAUAGACCCGCCGGCGCCGCCGCAAGAAACCAAACCUGGUAUAUACUUUUUUGUGCCAUGGGAUACAAAAGAUACUUCCCGGUCCAAGAAGAAGGAGAACUCUAUGGCUACGAAACCAGUCGCUGUUCAGAAAGAUACUUUGAAGGCCAAGAAUAUCAAAAAGAAUGUCUCUAAAAUUUCAACCCGUAGCGCUGCUGGCCAAACUGAAGAAUUAUUUUUUGAGGAUACUUCCAAGGAUCAGAAGGAACCUGUAACUACGAAACGCAAUUCUUGUGAACAGACUGAAGAACAUUAUUUCGUGGAUCAAGAUUUCAGGACUCCCGUGGGUAAAAAUACUAAAAAGAUCAAAGAACCUGAAAUUACCACACGUAGUGCUUGCGACCAAACUGAAGAGCAUUAUUUUAACGAUCAAGAUUUCAUAUUUCCAAUCAAAGAUUUAAAAUCGCCACAAAAAUACAUAGUGGAUGACGGUGAAAAGCCAACUUGUUCGAAGUAUGUCAAGAACAGAGGUCGAACCAUUGCUGCAGAGAUGCCAGAAGAUGAUCAGCCUUUGAAAUCUUCAGAAGAUGUCAUGCAUUCUUCAGCAGAAGAUGAAGGCAAGGCCCCAGCAUGGGAUGAUCUGCCAAUUAGGUCCUCGAAUGGUGGAAAAUAUUCCAAUAAUAGCGAGGCUCUCGAGCUUGAACGUGCUUCAGAGAAUUGUACAGCAGCCACAGAAGAAACUGCAUCCAAUAUAACAUAUAUCAAGGUAGAUAAUAGAAAGACGUAUCUCUUUGAGAUAGAAUCUCAAAACUCACCGGAAGAGACGCAGUACGAGUCUUCAAUUGCUUCCGAAACAAGAUCAGUUGUCGAGGAAAAAAUCAAUCAAAUAAUGAAGAGAAUUGAUAAACUUUCAGUGCCACAAGAUGAAAAUGAAGCAAGAUCUCAUACCAGCGAGAAAUCAGAACACUUUGUAACAGAAAUGGAGUCCAUUUGGGCGUCGAUUCGGGAAGUGGAAGACGUAAACCAUUGUACUCUGGAAAUAGUUGAUCUUCCCGUCCAUAUAGAGUACAUAUGGAGGAAGGUGUCUAAAGUCUUGUUGAGAUACCAGUUCCUGGCGACGAAUGAUGUUUCUCAGGAUGUUCAUAAGAAUCUCACCCGUAAGAUUCGAAUGGAGAAGGCUUCCAUUUACAAGGAACCAAAAAUGUACAAUACACAAGCGAAUGAAUCUGCUGUUGAUCUGGAGCGGAAGAGGAAUUCUCUGGAUAUUCCAACUAGCCAAAGUCCAGUCCGGUCCAACAUAGGUUCCAGGACUUCUCAUAGCUCGGCUUCUAGCAGCGCUUCCAAGAGAAAGAGAUCCACAGACACCGACCAGUCCGUCAGGAAGAAGAUCAAGAAGAUUAGACCCGUGAUCCAACAUCGUAUUGCUCGUAAAAUCCCCAAACGUGUCCGAAUGAGUUCAAAGAAGCACGAGUUCACCAACGAUCACCUAUCUCUGAGUGUUGCAGGGCUGUUCAAGUUCUUCCGAGAGCUGAAUGCGGAGACUGAGGGCGAGCCGCUCGAUAUGAACAACCCUUUCAAGUCAAACAUUACAAUUAAUUUGUCCAGAUGCUUCAGGCCGACCGGCACCCAAAACACUACGCCACUGAAGAAAUCAAAGUUCCUUGAGUAUCGCCAGAAGCAUUCGAAAUGCGAUCGUGAAAAUAGAUUUGAUCAAGCUCGAAAGUUUGAUUUCGAAUCAGAUGAGGACGAUGAGGAAGAGGUAGAAGGUCUUGUAGCCCAGGAAGUAACCCAGUCAGAAGCCCAGGAACUAUCCCAGUCAGAAGCACAGGAAGUAUUCCUGUCAGAAACAGAGAAAGAAGUCCAGCAAGUAUCUCAGAAAGAAUCGCAGGAAGAAACCCAGGAAGAAAGCCAGGAAGAGACCCCGGAAGAGACCCCAGAAGAGACCCCGGAAGAGACCCCAAAAGAGACCCCGGAAGAAACCCAAGGAGCAACCCAGGAAGAAUCCGAGAAUGUAUCUUCACACUCAUGGACGUCGGAUGAGUCUGAUGGUCGUUAUCGUUAUGCCUUGUUCCGAAUUCCUGAAACCGAAACCGAAGAGGAAGCCACAGCCGAACACUGGAAGGAAAAGAUUGCCCUACUGGGUCAAGAGUUCUUGGAUACCAAGGCAAAGUACGAUGUCUGCGUCAAGGACAAUAACAACUAUUGCAAUAAACUAAGGAGAAUCAAGUUUUCAUGCAAGCAUAUUGCAAAUACCGCAGCCUCAGAGGUCCUCAAUAUGCUUUACGCCAAUGAGCAAAAAUUGAAAGAUGUCCCGUAAUCUGUAUAUCCUGUAUCUUGUUAUGAAAUAAAUGUUACUUGUUAUUAUGAGCAUUCCAAAAAGUAAA